Molecule: messenger RNA, 1433 nt
Organism: Macrobrachium nipponense
Lineage: Eukaryota; Metazoa; Arthropoda; Malacostraca; Decapoda; Palaemonidae
Exons: 4
Coding region: 114-449 (111 amino acids)
Source: RefSeq, a predicted model, not a curated record
ACGAACUGACCCGUGAGAUUUCCACCAGUCUCUUCUCCGGCCGAUCAGCAUCAACAUCCAUUUCACCUUUCAUCUUCCUCUUCCCACUUUAUCUCUACAGUUAGAACCAGGCGAUGGUGAGCCCCGUGCCCUUUGCUUUGGUGGUAUUGGUGCUCGUAAUGGUCGCUGGAGUACCAACACAGGCCGCUGUACUACAUGGUGGCUCUGACGUCCAUAAACUUGUCAAGUCCCGAGGUGACUACCUCAACGACCUCAACCCGGAAUUAGUGACUCUACUUCAGCAGACCCUCCCCGAGAUUCACGACAUCAGGAUUAUCGAUGGACCCGACGGACCAAGGCUGGACAUGCCCCUGAGCGGCUGCCGCGACUCCUUGGACUGCCACCACCGAUUCACCAAUUACCUGGGACUCUUGGUCAGGAUGAUGGAAACUGGAAAGAGAAGGAAGUAAAGAAAAUAACAUUUAAGAUAAAAAAACGAGAGAAGAAUAACCAAGAUGGAAAAAAUAUUCCAAGAGCAACCAACACCAUUCUGAUGAAUUUUGAACGACUCUUCUCUCUCAUUCGACAAUGAUGAUCAAGAUACGUCUACAAAGGCGUGAGGUGAUAUCCAGUGGAUCUAUUAAGCUGAUUAUAAACGGAGAUAAUUAUGUCAUCAGGUCAAAACCAAAUUUGUAAUUUUGCCUCUUCUGUUCUUUUCAAUCAUGUAUUUAAGACACUGGAAACUCAACUCUAGGUCUAGGAUGAUAUCCAACCAGCUUUCCUCCCCACCCUUAAUACGCUCCAUUGGAUGUCAAAUUCCGGAAACUCUCACGUGAAUAUUUAUGUCGUGUUCUUUCUUCUUAAAGAUGGGUGAACAAUAUCACAUUUCUUCGUAUAUGACAGAUGAGGAAGAACUGUUCUUGUAGACAUUUUAUGAUUUCACAGAAGCACCAAAUGGUUGUACUGGUUACGUCAGAUAGCUCUCAUUAUUCGUUCUUCUUCUUCUUUGGCAGAUUUCCUUUCCCGGGGAAAAAAAGUUAAUCUCUUAGGGAAUCGAAAGAUCAGAAUUUUAAAAGCUUACCCGUGGCUGAGUUAUCUUGCGUUGUUUUCUUACUGUCUCGAACACUGUGGAUUUCCAGGUUUUAGUAUCAUAGUUAUACACUUUAGUAAAGUAAAUUCUUGCAUGAACUAAUGAGACCGAGUAGGUUAUGCUUCCAAAAUGUCGGUUGUCAUCCUGAAAAGUUAUUUUAGACCGUAAUUUUCUUUUCCCACUUUUCCAGCUGUCUGAUGUAAUCGCAGAGACUUUAGUGGUGCAAAUCUUCUCUUCUUUCACAAAGUUAUUGUUAAGACAAUACUAUUAUUUAUUUUGUUAAUGGUGCGUGAUUGACCCCCUGCAUAUAUCUGCUAUAUUCGCUGAUGGCUUCGCAACAAAUAUAUUGUAUUUUAGUGGCUUA